Messenger RNA from Marmota monax (woodchuck), 4936 nucleotides. RefSeq names its product zinc finger translocation associated (gene Zfta). The record is from RefSeq and is a predicted model, not a curated record. NCBI's taxonomy places the organism in Eukaryota, Metazoa, Chordata, Mammalia, Rodentia, Sciuridae. Gene Ontology annotation, biological process: negative regulation of DNA-templated transcription. The transcript has 5 exons. Bases 488 to 2107 code for a protein of 539 amino acids.
AUCUGGGGCCCCUGCCAGUCGCGUCCGCUCCGGGGCCCGCGCCGAGGUCGCGUGGGAGGAGGCAGCCCCUGGCAGGGACCUCGGCCGCUCCACCGGGCGGUCCCCUGCCUGCGCCGCCGCGGAGAGCCCAGCGCUGACAUGCCCCGAGGGGGCGGUGGCUGCGAGCCGAGCCUGAGUGGAAGCGCGUCGCAGCGGACGCGGGCGCCCCUCACCACCUCGGUGACCCUUCGGGAGUCGUGACCGGAUCCCCGGAGGUGGCGGCGCGGGCCCGCGAGGGCGGCGAGGACAAGAUCUUCAGCUGGAAGGGGGUACCUUGGGGUCCUGGGGGAGUACCCCCCUGCCCUCCUCCAGGGCCAGGGGACCAGCAUCUUCGGGCAGGAAAUACUCAGACCAUUGUGAGGCCAGGGCCUCGAGGCCUGGAAAGAGCCGCAUCCCUGGCCGUGACCACCGGCGCUACUACCAUGACCACUGGCGGCUGGAGUACCUGAUGGACUUCAACCCUGCUCGGCAUGGCAUGGUGUGCAUGGUGUGUGGCAGCUCCCUGGCCACCCUCAAGCUCAGCACCAUCAAGCGGCACAUCCGCCAGAAACACCCCUACUCUCUGCAUUGGAGUCCCCGUGAGAAGGAAGUCAUCAGCAACAGCUGGGAUGCCCACCUGGGGCUGGGGGCCUGUGGUGAGGCUGAGGGCCUAGGGGCCCAGGGGGCUGAGGAAGAGGAGGAGGAGGAAGAUGAAGAGGAGGAAGAGGGGGCUAGCCUCCAGGCUUGCCCACCCAAGGGCUCAGGCAAAGCCUCAGCUGGUGGGGGCUCCCGGCGUUGGCGUCAGGUGCAAGGGGGCCCAGUGGCACCCCGACGCCGGUGCCUCUCAGCCUCCAGAAGGGCUGGGGGCAGCAGGGGACUGGGGUCCCAGCGCCUGGAGAGAAGGCUGAAGGAGUCCUUGCAGAGCUGGUUCCGGGCUGAAUGUCUCAUGGACUAUGACCCGCGGGGGAACCGGCUGGUGUGCAUGGCGUGUGGCCGGACAUUGCCCAGCCUGCACCUGGAUGACAUCCGUGCCCAUGUGUUGGAAGUGCACCCCAGCUCUCUGGGGCUCAGCGGCCCUCAGCGCAGUGCCCUGCUGCAGGCUUGGGGUGGCCAGCCUGGGGCACUGUCUGAGCUCACCCAGCCCCCACCAGACGAGGACCUCGUUCCCCAGGACCUGACCAGAAAGAGCCGGGACUCGGCCCCUGCUGCUGGAGCCCCCUCCUCUCAGGAUCUCAGUCCCCCAGACGUAAAGGAAGAGGCUGGCAGGGUCACUGAGAGGCCCAGGCCCACACAGGAGGGCGAGAGCGAGGGAGAGGCGGAGAGGGAGGGGGUUCCCGGGCAGUCGCUGCGGGGCGGCGACCACCGCCCUCACUACCGAGAGCGCUGGCGACUGGAGUACCUCAUGGAGCUGGACGGCGGCCGGCGCGGCCUGGUGUGCAUGGUGUGCGGGGGCGCGCUGGCCUCCCUCAAGAUGAGCACCAUCAAGCGGCACAUCCGCCAGCGCCACCCGGGCUCCACGUGCCUCACCGGGCCUGUCAAGGAAUGGAGCGAGAAGGCCGCCCACCUUCUGGCCCUGGGGCUGCCCUGCUCGGAGUCACCCCCCAGCUCCACCGGCCCCAGCGAAGUCCCACUCUCCCCUGGAGCUGCUUUGGAGCGGCCCCCCGAGGAAGAGGAGGACGAAGAGGACGGGCAGGAACCCGGAGGACUGGCCUUCCCGCCGCUGCCACUGCCGCCGCCGCCCCCUCCCCCGCCGCCGCCGCCGCCGCCCCGCAGCCGGGAACAGCGGCGGAACUACCAGCCGCGCUGGCGGGGCGAAUACCUGAUGGAUUACGACGGCAGCCGGCGCGGCCUGGUGUGCAUGGUGUGCGGGGGCGCGCUGGCCACGCUCAAGGUGAGCACCAUCAAGCGGCACAUCCUGCAGGUGCACCCCUUCUCCAUGGACUUCACACCGGAGGAGCGCCAGACCAUCCUGGAGGCCUACGAGGAGGCGGCGCUGCGCUGCUAUGGCCACGAGGGCUUCGGGCCACCCGCCCCUGCACCGCGUGACGGCGGCACGGACCUCAAGCCGGGUGCCGUGUGCCGGGCGUAGCGGACUCGCUGGGUCGCCCUGUGCUCGGCCGGGCCCGGGCUGGGAGGCCCUCGUAUCUAGUGCUAGAGCUUCCCACGCCCGACUGCUGUCGCGCCCCCCCGCUGGCCGGGCCGGGCGGAGAUUGGGUGGCGCCGACUCUACUGCUUGUUGCUACUUAGGUGUCGGAGCUAGUCGGGCGCUGGGGGAAGCGCACCCGGUCCCGGUGCUCCGGCCCUUUGCGCAGCGCUCCGCUUUCUAUGAAGCCAAAGCGGUCUCUGAAGUGUUAGCACCGAGCGCCGCUAGCCCCAGCCGGUGUCGGGCAGCACCCGGCGAGGCGCCCCUUUGCCAGGCUGGGAUGGGGGCGUCAUCAGUCAGUAUUAAGGCCUCGGGGAGGGCAGGAGGAGCGCGCCGGCCCCUUGUCCUGGCCGGGGGCCCAGUUCUCUGCGGCCUUGCACGCCAGCAGGCACAGCUCCCGUCUCGGGGACUGCUGACUGCCUUGUCCUAAUUGGUAUUCUUGGCCUCUCGGAGGCCCUGGCCACGGACGGGGGCCUUAGGCUGGGGGCGGACCCAGGGCUGGGAGCCUCCGGGAUGGGGAGGGCGCGUGGGACCACGGACGGGCGGGGCGACCCGCCCUGAGCCUGGGCCCUGCCAGCUGCCCAGCCUCGGGGGCAGGCUCAGAGAGACCCUGCCCCUGGUGGCCCCGCCCUCUGCCACUCCCUCCCGCUCGUACUGGCUUCGUGUAAAGGGAUUAGCACUUUUUUCCUUUGCUCCUCUCCAGCCCUGAGGGCCUCCGUUUACCCCUAAACUGAAUCUGGCGUUUUUUGGUCUAGCGCCAGGUCCAUUCGAGCCCGGGGCACUGGCGGUCCCGGCAGUUGGCCUAUAUUCCCGCCUCCUCCCUUUGCCCCUUUGUCCUCAGUGGACUCGCUACCCGUUCUUCGCUCCCAGGGCCUGGGGCCGGGCCUCGGCCUCUCUCUUCCGGAGGCAGGGCCAGGCCCUGUGGGUGGGGAAGGGGCCCGCGAUCUCCCAGGCAGGUCCGAGAGAGGGAUGUGUAGACUCAUUCUCCCGUGGAGAACAGGUGGCCCUGAGAUCAGGCCCCUUUUUGCUCUUUGUAUUUUAUUUUGGAACUGUAUUUAAUGCUUUUAUAUGAAAGGGGGCGGGACGGAGACAGAGCUGACCCAAUCACCCUAAUGUGCAAAUGUCUUAUUUAUUAUGCGUGUAUCAGAGAUAAGCUGUGAGGUAGUGGGGGAAGGACCUAAAGGAAGAAGGAGCUAGGACAGCGGCGGGGAUGGGAGGACUAAAUAUCCCAUACAUUCCUGUAGUCUCGGCCUCUUUCUCCGGCCCCAGCAUUGGCUUUCCACAAAGGGAUGCCCCUGCAGGGACGGCGCUCUCCGCUGGCUUAAAGUCAGGGUGGGGAAGCCAAGGGGUGGAGCUUGUGGGUGGGGUCUGCAAGGGUGUGGCCCUGGGGGGCAAGGGCGGGCUGUCUUUUGAGAAAGCAGAAGGCAGAGAAAACUCUUUCUCCUUACCCGCCCCAGGCCAGAACCCAAGGUUCAAGUGCCUCAGGCCAAGUUCCUUGACUUUCUAAUUGGGAGUUGGGUUUUUAUACCACGAAUUUUAUAGCAUUUUAUACAGUUUUGCUGGAGUUGGAAGGGACUCUGGAGAUAACUUAGUACCAUCUCUCCCCCUUCACGCAGGCAAAAUUCUUAAUACCAGAAACAACUUUUCACACAGCUAAGGUAGAAACAGGACAAGAACUAGGGGAAAAAAAAAAAUCCCAACUCCCAAUUCAGUGUUCUUUUCAUCAUAGCACGCUGCCUCCCAAUCUCUGGUAAAUUAUUAGAAUUUCUUUACCCAUUAUGCCUGCAAGGGGGGUGGCAUGUUUGGGGCACUGCAGGCUGUCACAGUGCACUUAUGAUUCCUGAGGUUGGCAGAGAACUGCACUUCUUGAGGAUGCUAAGCUCUUGGAAUGAGGGGCAGCUCCUGCUGCUGCAGGCCUCAGCUGGGAGGCAGAGGCUGCUUUGAAGCUUUGGGAUCAGAACACAAGAUGGGCCCUUCACCCCUGGCCAAAGGUCUACUCAGCAGGGCAAGGCUCUGGCUUUGUGUUCUUCCAUUGUUUUGGAAUUUGGGGAUGGGCUGUCAGUUGGCUGAAAAGUGAAUUUCCACUGAGUUUGGCCCUCCAGGGUUUUUGAGACAGUAUUAAAAUCUUGAGAACAGAUAAGCUGUGGCACCAGCCUGGGCAUUGCCAUUCUUUACUUCAUGCAUGUUGGUUUCAAAUCCAGAAGGAGUAUUCUAUCACUUUUUCCACACUGCCAUUCAAAAACAGGCAAAUCAGGACAACUGGUUAUAAUCACCUGAGCUCACUGUUGACGCUCAGGUAAGCCAAGUCAGAAAACAGGUUAGGUAUUGGUUUCCCCCUUCACAGAAGAGGUCUUAGAACAAAGGUGACUGAGUGGCUUUCUAAGUGUGGCCCCAGAUCUGCAUCAUCAUCUUAGGACCUUGCUAGAGGUAUAAAUUUUGGGGGCCCAAAUGUGAUCUGGGAAGUGCCGCUGUAGUGAUUCCUACUGUGACUGGAGCUAUGGCCUCAGAGUUGCCCUCAUUCCUCGGGUGCCUCCUUGCCUUGGGAUUCUGACAUGAACAAUUUCAUUUUUUUUUUCUUUUUUGGUUAAUGGUAUCCUUGCUAUUAUGGCCAAUAUGUAAAUGUUACUCUGAAUACAUAUUUAUAUACCAUGUUACUUAGUGACAUUAUUUGAACAUUUGUAUGCGUAUUUGUGAAGUUGUUUGCUUCAGUCAUUUAAAAAAAAUACUUCAGCCUAAGUUUUUUAAGAGAUAUGUUGAAUAAAUUUUUAAAAUCCA